Hepatospora eriocheir is the source of this 999-nucleotide messenger RNA. The record is from the annotation of a GenBank genome assembly. Lineage: Eukaryota; Fungi; Microsporidia; Hepatosporidae.
AUGGAAAAGAAAGGAGAAAUGACAAGUGAUUAUAAAUUUAAUUCUUUAAGUAUAAAAUUAGAUGAUAAUGAACAAAUAAAGACUAAAGUAGACUUAUCCAGUGAAAAAUACCAAAUCACAGAUCCUUUUAAUCACAAGAUAAAAGAAAAAUCCAAUGACGUAGAAAAAGAUUUAAAGGAAUUAGAAAAAGAAUUAGAGGUAGAAGUUUUAAGUGAUUUGUCUGAAGAAAUAAUUGUAAAGUCAGAUGUUUUUGACGAUGAACAAAUAAGUACAAUAAUAAUACCUACUAAUCCUUAUGAUAAAGUAGGUUAUAGCAUAGAAAGAGACAAUGAUCUUAUUAUUGAUAAGGUCAAUAAAAAUUUAAAAAUUAACCUUAUCAGUGAUAAAUCAAUUGAUGAGUCAUUAAGUAAAAUUAGUAUUAGAAAGACUAAUAAUCACAUUGUUUCUAUGAAAUUAUAUGAUGAAAAGCUUUUCAAACAACAGAAGAAUACAAACAAACACAAUGAAUUAAUUAAAAUUGAUAAAAGGUGUUUUCCUGAUAUUCAAUUGCUUAAUAGUGUAAUUUUAAGAGAUGGAUUACUUUAUUACUUCAAAAUAAUACAACUAAAUACCUUUUGGUUGAUACAUAGAUUUGUUUUUAAUGUAGGUGAUGAAUAUGAAAUAAUAGAAGACUUCUUUAAGAUUAAUAAAAAUAAGGAAUUUUUUGGUAAAUUUAUAUCAAAGAAUGUAACAAACAUUACUUUUAGAAGAAGUCAUUAUUUGUUUUAUGAGUCUAGUGAAUCUAAUUUUAUUAAAGUUACAAUGAGAUUAGUAGGUAGUAGUUUACUGGUGACAGACCUUAAUAAUAAAGUAAUCAAUUUCAUAUCAAAUGAUAAGAGAUUUAUCAUUAAAGAAAGUAAAAAAUCGUUUUAUAUAAGAAAUUCAAUAGAAAUUUAUAAAUUCACAUGUAGUUGUGAGAUUGAGAGAGAUGAGUGGGUAAGUACUAUUUUAAAGAAUUAA